GGUGCCAGCACCCAGAUCCGUCAACAGCUCCGUCCCAGGGACAUCACUGCUCAGUAUUGUGGAAGUAGGAGAGGUCAGCUUGGAUCCAGCACCUCAGGAUAUAAGGCAUCCCUGCUGUGCUUCAUACUGCCCUUGUGGGAGGUGCCAGCAGGCCAGCUCCAAUACAGGCUGGGUCAUAGCAACAUCAGUGAUGGCAAUAAUGAUAUCGAGUAGUUCUCAGAAGCAGUUUGAGGCAAUGAAGUUUCUGCUGCACAAGAGCAUCCCUGGCCAUGGGGAGGUCUUUGAUGAUGUGCCAGAGAGAGAACUGCAGCCUGGGGACAUUGUGCUCUACCCCAUAGAGAACUCUGUCUCCGUUUGCUCCCUCUUCAAACACGCAGCUGUCUACCUUGGGGAUGGAGAGGUCAUACACUUCCAGGGAAGCACUGGUGAGGGUAACACUGCUUGGAUCAGCAAGAAAGGCUUCCAGGCCAUGAAAAAGGCACUAGGGAAAUGCCAGAUUUACAGGAAGAGAGGAGAGAUCGACCUCAAUGACUUCCAAAGCAAAGCCCAGGAGGCGAUGAACAGGGGAACCAAGUAUCACCCAGGCACCACCAACUGCAUCCACUUUGCCCUCUGGCUUCUGGGCUUAGAGGACUUCUACUUGCAGCUGGUGGAAAUCCCAAAGGAAGAUGGCAAAGAAGAGGCCAAGCACAGAAUCAGCCAGGUUGGAAAAGACCUCAGAGAUCAUCAAGUCCAACCUCUCUCCUUGCAGAUAUCGAGCAGUUCUCAGAAGCAGUUUGAGGCAAUGAAGUUUCUGCUGCACAAGAGCAUCCCUGGCCAUGGGGAGGUCUUUGAUGAUGUGCCAGAGAGAGAACUGCAGCCUGGGGACAUUGUGCUCUACCCCAUAGAGAACUCUGUCUCCGUUUGCUCCCUCUUCAAACACGCAGCUGUCUACCUUGGGGAUGGAGAGGUCAUACACUUCCAGGGAAGCACUGGUGAGGGUAACACUGCUUGGAUCAGCAAGAAAGGCUUCCAGGCCAUGAAAAAGGCACUAGGGAAAUGCCAGAUUUACAGGAAGAGAGGAGAGAUCGACCUCAAUGACUUCCAAAGCAAAGCCCAGGAGGCGAUGAACAGGGGAACCAAGUAUCACCCAGGCACCACCAACUGCAUCCACUUUGCCCUCUGGCUUCUGGGCUUAGAGGACUUCUACUUGCAGCUGGUGGAAAUCCCAAAGGAAGAUGGCAAAGAAGAGGCCAAGCACAGAAUCAGCCAGGUUGGAAAAGACCUCAGAGAUCAUCAAGUCCAACCUCUCUCCUUGCAGAUAUCGAGCAGUUCUCAGAAGCAGUUUGAGGCAAUGAAGUUUCUGCUGCACAAGAGCAUCCCUGGCCAUGGGGAGGUCUUUGAUGAUGUGCCAGAGAGAGAACUGCAGCCUGGGGACAUUGUGCUCUACCCCAUAGAGAACUCUGUCUCCGUUUGCUCCCUCUUCAAACACGCAGCUGUCUACCUUGGGGAUGGAGAGGUCAUACACUUCCAGGGAAGCACUGGUGAGGGUAACACUGCUUGGAUCAGCAAGAAAGGCUUCCAGGCCAUGAAAAAGGCACUAGGGAAAUGCCAGAUUUACAGGAAGAGAGGAGAGAUCGACCUCAAUGACUUCCAAAGCAAAGCCCAGGAGGCGAUGAACAGGGGAACCAAGUAUCACCCAGGCACCACCAACUGCAUCCACUUUGCCCUCUGGCUUCUGGGCUUAGAGGACUUCUACUUGCAGCUGGUGGAAAUCCCAAAGGAAGAUGGCAAAGAAGAGGCCAAUCAGAGAAUCAGCCAGGUUGGAAAUGACCUCAGAGAUCAUCAAGUCCAACCUCUCUCCUUGCAGAUGUGGAACAGUUCUCAGAGGAUGUAUAAUGCCAUUCAGUUUCUGCUGCGCAAGAGCAUCCCUGGGCAUGGGAAGGUCUUCGACAAAGUGCCAGAGGCAGAAAUGCAGCCUGGGGACAUCAUUCUUGUCCCCAUGCAAGAUAAGAACCUCCUUUACUGCCUCUUCAAACACGCAGCUGUCUACAUCGGGGAUGGAGAGCUCAUACACUUCCAGGAAAUCUCUGGUCAGGGUAGCAAUGGUCAGAUCAGCAAGGAAGGCUUCCAGGCCAUGAAAAUGGCAACACGGAAUUACCAGAUCUACCGGAAAAGAGGAGGGAUUGACCUCAAUGACUUCCGUAGCAAAGUCAAGGAGGCAAUGCACAGCGAAGCUGAGUAUCACCUAGGCACCAACAACUGCAUCCACUUUGCCCUCUGGCUUCUGGGCUUGGCAGACUUCUACAGGAAACUGGUGGAAUUCCACGAAGAAGUUGACAAAGAAAAGGCUGUGAGCAUUCCCAGGGUGGAAAUCUCUGAUGAAGAUGGCAGAGAGGAGGCCAUGAGUAUCCCCAGUGACAGCCCUUCCAGGCAGGGCUCUGGUAUCCCUGGGACAGCUGCAGUGUUGUCAAAGGGGCAGUGAUCUGUGAUGUGAAGUAAUGGCAACAGCCAGAACAGCCUGAGCAUGACCAGCCCUGACCCACAGAGGAGCCUCAGCAUUGCCCCACGCACCCCAAUGCCUCACCCCAGGGAAGGACCUUUGCUGAGGAGGAGCUGUUCCCUUCUGCUUGCUGCAGCUUCAUUGCCAUGCAUUCAUGAGGGGCUUCAUUCCUGCUCGCUCCAUUACAUGUCCCCAUUUCCCUCCACCAACAUCUACAAUGACAAUAAAGCAGAGAGCACAAGACAAUGCAGAAGGUACUGCCUGGGUGUCCUAGAGCAGACAACGUGUCCCCAGGCAGCUGGGCUGGGCUGGGCUGAGCUUGGGCUGCUGCCAGGAGCCCAGCCAGCUGCCCCAUGCCUGCCCUCCUCAGCUGC
Messenger RNA from Indicator indicator, 2856 nucleotides. RefSeq lists its product as uncharacterized. The record is from RefSeq and is a predicted model, not a curated record. NCBI's taxonomy places the organism in Eukaryota, Metazoa, Chordata, Aves, Piciformes, Indicatoridae. Gene Ontology annotation, cellular component: cytoplasm. Gene Ontology annotation, biological process: N-acylphosphatidylethanolamine metabolic process. Bases 191 to 2464 code for a protein of 757 amino acids. The transcript is spliced from 20 exons. Gene Ontology annotation, molecular function: glycerophospholipid phospholipase A1 activity; A2-type glycerophospholipase activity.